Messenger RNA from Pyrus x bretschneideri (Chinese white pear), 2111 nucleotides. RefSeq lists its product as uncharacterized. The transcript has 10 exons. The record is from RefSeq and is a predicted model, not a curated record. Bases 230 to 1903 code for a protein of 557 amino acids. Lineage: Eukaryota; Viridiplantae; Streptophyta; Magnoliopsida; Rosales; Rosaceae. Gene Ontology annotation, cellular component: membrane.
AGACGGAAAGGAGACGAAGUAAGCAAGCAGGUGAGCUGAGGCUCGAGGCACCUAAAACCUCGCCUUUUUUUCAUUUCAUACCCGCCUUUUUCGGUUUAUCUCUUCUCUAAUCAGCACUUACCCCACCUCCCCAUGUGACGUUGGUUCUUAUAAAUCUCCCUCACCGCCAAGAAAUGUAAUCAGAUUACAACACUAACGCAACAAACGAGAGUGUCAGACGGCUCUGCAAAUGGAGCGCUUGCCGGUUUCCUCCACCGCCGCUCUCUGCUGCUGCUGCUUCUUCUUCUUUAUGGGCUCUGCGAGCUGCGUGUCUGGUCUGGCUCGGAAUGGACUCGGACCCACCAGAGAUCUUCUGAAAUUUAGUCUAGUGGAUGAGAAUCUGGGGUCGUGGACAAAUGGAAUCGAGGAGACUGCUCAAUCUCCGGAGCCAAGCGAUGCACCGCAAGGGACGCUUGUUUUGGCGGCGAAAAGGACCAACAGGCCGGAUGUUCUCAGUCGGUUUAAGCGUUAUCGGGGAGGUUGGGACAUUGUGAAUCGGCAUUACUGGGCAUCCGUUGGAUUUACGGGUGCUGCUGGUUUCAUUAUUGCCGUCUUGUGGUUUGUUGCUUUUGGCAUGGUACUUGUGGUUCAUCAUUGCUGUGGAUGGAAGAUAAACAUUAAAGGUGAAGGAUCACACCGCUCGCAGAGAAUUUGCUUGAUUAUGCUACUGGUCUUCACAUGUGCUUCUGCGACUGGAUGUAUUCUUCUUUCUGUUGGGCAAGAUGAAUUUCAUGACGAAGUGAUGCACACACUAAAUUAUGUUGUUAACCAGUCGGACUACACUGUGCAGACCCUGAGAAAUGUCACGGAGUAUCUGACCCUUGCAAAGGCUAUUAGCGUGGCCCAGGUUUUCUUACCUUCUGAUGUCAUGGAUGGUAUUGACAAGCUGAAUGUGGAUCUUAACACUGCAGCGGACACACUAACGGAGAAGACAAAUGAAAAUUCCAUUAAAGUAAAAAGAGUCUUCAAUAUUGUGCGUUCAUCUUUAAUCACCGUGGCAGCAGUGAUGCUUCUCUUAGCUGUGAUUGGUCUUUUUCUGUCCCUCCUUAGGCACCAACAUGCGAUCCACAUAUUUAUUGUUAGUGGAUGGCUACUUGUGGCAGUUACAUUCAUUCUUUCCGGAGUUUUUGUGAUCCUCAACAAUGCUGUUUCCGACACCUGUGUAGCCAUGGAAGAAUGGGUAGAACAUCCUCACGCCGAAACAGCACUUAGCAAUGUCCUUCCAUGUGUUGACCAGAGAACCACAAACAAGACUCUUAGCCAGAGUAAACAAAUUGUAAAUGACAUUGUCAAUGUUGUCAACCAGUUCAUCUACACCUAUGCCAAUACGUAUCCUUCCCCUGCCAGUCCAUACCCUUACUAUUACAAUCAGUCGGGGCCUCUGAUGCCACCUCUCUGUUACCCGUACGAUUCUCAACUGAGAGACAGCCAAUGUGGGGAUCAAGAUGUGUCUAUUUCAAAUGCUUCUUUGGUUUGGAAGAACUAUAUAUGUGAAGUCUCAGCAUCCGGGAUAUGCACAACUGUUGGAAGGGUAAGCCCGGACAUCUACAAUCAACUUGUUGCAGCUGUUAACGAGAGCUAUGCCCUUCAGCACUACACCCCGCCUUUACUGAGCCUUCAGGAUUGUAAUUUUGUUCGAGACACAUUUCGAACAAUCACGUCAAGUUACUGUCCUCCGCUGGACCAUUACCUGAAAAUUGUGAAUGCAGGAUUGGCCCUGAUAUCAGUUGGAGUCUUGCUGUGCCUUGUUCUCUGGAUACUCUACGCAAACCGCCCCAGAACGGAGGAAGAGUUUGCAAAACCAUCCUUGCCAAUAAAAGGCAGGAGCGAAAGGAGGAGUUCCAGCACAUCAAAUGAAGUCUAGUAGUAGAAGUAGUAGGUCUCAGAGUAGAAAUCGGUUAUACAAUUAGGGUUUGUUAUCGUCAUUAUUUUUCGGAUUGAAAUAUCAAAAAGAAAAAACCGAGUGGAGCGAAGUUCCAUUACGAGUUGUGGGGGCCUGGGAGCUAAUAGCAGUUCCGGUCCUGUAUCUGGUUUCUUGUGUAUAGUAAAAGCAAUUUAGAUAUUGUUGAUCA